AUGCCAAGCAGACCUCUGAGAGUGCGAGCCCAGUCUCCAGAUGGCAAGUUACCUUUUCGGUGGAAACCGCCUUAUGGAGCAGGAUUCAGAGGCCCACGCAGCAGAUCCCAAGGUUAUCCCCGUGGAUAUGGAGAAAGCAACCGAAGGAUGAGCUAUGCCCCGAUGCCACAAGAGCGACCAAACCAGGAAGCAAGAAAACUAGCCUCUGAAUCAGUUCACGUGGUUUCACUGCCAUCAAGGAGCUCACAAGGACGGAGCCAACCUGUCUAUAGGUCAUCUUUAACUAAAAGAAAAGUCACAGAGGAGGAGGAGGUGGAGGUGGCACAAGACAUAACUGUUCGAGUUAUGUCCUCUCAGUCUGUGCUUGUUACUUGGACAGACCCACUGUAUGAAAAGAGGAAGGUUGCAGCAAAUAGGCAGUAUAAUGUUCGCUAUCGGGAAAAGGGGGAAUCGGCAAGGUGGGAUUACAAGCAGGUGUCCAACCGGCGGGCACUGGUGGAGAACCUAGUGCCAGACACUAUGUACGAGUUUGCCAUCCAAAUCUUGGAGGGAGAAAAGGAAGGAAAAUGGAGCGUGUCUGUUUACCAGCGGACCCCAGAGGCAGCUCCUGCCAGUGCACCUGAAAAUUUGGAUGUUUGGCCAUUAAAGGGGAAACCAACCUCUGUAGCAGCAUCCUGGGAUGCUCUUCCAGAGAGUGAAGGAAAAGUCAAAGAAUACAUUCUUUCAUACGCCCCGGCUCUCAAGCCAUUUGGAGCAAAGUCCAUCACCUACUCUGGAGCUACAACAUCAGCCAUAAUAGACGGUCUGCAGGCCGGGGAGCGCUAUAUUUUCAAAAUUCGUGCAGCAAACAGGAGGGGACCGGGUCCUCAGUCAAAAGCCUUCAGUGUCGCCAUCCCAGCAGCUGCUCAGGAGGAUUCAGUCGCUCAGCAAAAGACAAAUAUUCAAGAUAAUUCAGAGGCUAAAAAGACUGGGAAUGCUGGCUUAUCUCCUCCUCAAAGUUCUUCUGUUUCUUCAAAAGCCCAGCUGUCACCUUCUUCUAAGCAGCUGUCUGUUCAUUCACCUGCUGUUAGUGAUAAAAAAAAUCUUCUUUCUGAAUAUAAGAAUAAAAUCUUGACUCGAGGGGUCCUAAGUAAAUCCCAGUUACAUUCUAGAAGGACAGGAGAGCUGGAACCUGACCUCCAAUCCACUGAGGUGACAGAUGAUAGCGAUUCCUCCCAGGAAGCUACAGCGUCACCGCCAAAAGCCCAGGACCAGAGGAGGAAUGUUAAACCCUUGUCCCCUAGUCGGCCAGUCCAUCCUGUCCUUGCCUCAGGGAGGACAUCUGUUCGAACCCACACAUCUGAGAUGUCAAGCCAGACGAGCACAGAGAAACGUGAGCCACCAGCACUGUUACCAUCAUCAGCACAACAGUCUUCUACCUCGUCCGUUCCCAGAUACACAGAUAAUGAAACAAAGCAAUUGAGGCAAAGCAACAACAAUGUGCCUUCUAAGACCUCUUCCCAUCCUCUGCCUUCCAGAAAUAAUGGCCUUGCAAGUAAUGUGGAAGAGAAGCCUGACCCCAUGCUGGUGAAAGUGUCUUCUAAAACUUCAGAGCCUGGUCACCAGGCCUUGCCGUCAAAUCGGCAGUCUGCUGUCUCUCACGAGGGUGUCUUGGGCCAUCGCAGUAGGUCAGGCUCUCUAGGUCAUUCGCGUCAAGCUGCUUCCAAAUCAGCAGAUUCCCAUGCUCAUGACACCCAUAAUGAGUUCGACACUGAAGAAGCAGAGGACAGAGCAAGACAGCCCAGUUCUAGGUCACAGCAAACAAGGCUAUCCUCAGGCUCCAGUUCCCACGCAUGGAAGGAUUCAAAAUCAGCUGCGGUGUCAGUCUCAUCAAGGUCUGCUGUUCCUGGUUACACUUCACCUCACUCUCGCUCCUCCACCAAUGCCAAAUCCAAGGGAAAGGAUGUUGAUAAGAAUUAUAGGGAAGACUCACAAGAUGAAAACCCCUUAUUUCCUUCUUUGCCCUCUUCCAGGCAGUCUUCUUCAGCAAUCUAUUCCAAGAGAAGAAAUCUUCAGGUCGAUUCCAGUUCUCACCCCAGAGACACACAUGGUGAAAAAUCACCCCACUCUGACUCAGAAGAACAACAAAGUCAAACAGCUGCUCCAGAAAAGCAUUCUCUUUUGCAGUCUUCUCUUUCCAAAUACAAACCUGAAGAGCAGGGCAAUCGAGAGGUAAAAGAAACACUUGCUCGCUCAAAACCAAGAGAAUUUUUGCCUAGAAAGACAUUAUCUUCUCAUCUUCCAGUGGAGAAGACCUCCCACUCAGAGCCUCCACAGAGAGCACAAACCAGUCCUUCCAUACUGCAUUCAAGGGGCCGGCGCCUCCCAUCUCACAUCUCAUCCCAAAGUAAUGAAGAGUUACAGGAAGAUGAUGAUGAGGAUGGAACAGAGGGUAGUGACAGAGCAAGCAGGCGCUCUGUGUUUCUUAAAGAAGUGUCCUCUUCUGGGGGAUUAUCUGCAUCUUUCUCUCAGGGAAGCUCAAGUUCAUCUCAAUCAAAGCAGCAGCAUCCAGGUUCUCAGGUACAUUCCAACAAACCAAAACAUACUGUGCCAGACUCCAGUUCUGCCAGUGAUACAGCAAAAGGCAACCACUAUAAUCAAAGGUUGUCACCCACUUUGAGACAAGCUCGUCCUUCACUACCUGCUCGCUCAGGAGCUGCCACAAGAACAGCGUCCCAAACAGAGAAAAAAUACGGCCUGUUACCCUCAAAACUGUCUAACACUGAACUUCCUCAAAAAGUUCCUUCCCCCUCUUCAUCUAAAUCUCAUCAGUCAGUUUCUAAUGAAGAAGAUGAUUAUUACAGUGAAUAUGACCAGAAAGAAAUAGAAGAGAAACCCACAUCUUUGGCAGCAAAACGGUCCCCUUCUGUUUCUAGAGGUAGCAAAAACGUAUAUGAAGACACUGCUAACAAUAAAAGAAAAUCUAUGGACACUCUUCUACUUCACAAAGUAAGUUCUGAAGAAGAAGAGAUGGGAAAACCUUCUAUAUUAAAAUUGUCUUCUCCAGAAUCACCAAGAAACUCUGACGUAGCAUCACAGAUUACUCAGUCCUCAAACAAACAUACGCCACCUAAACCAAACUUUGUCUGGCCACGUUCUUCUGCAUCUACCACCACGCACACCAUUUCUCCAGCAGUUUCUUCCACUUCAUCUCCUCGUCAGCGACUACUGAACUCCAGGCUAGGAAACCCUUCUCAGCGGCAAUUUGUUAGACCUCCUUAUAGAUCAGGUUAUAAUGGCAGACCAAAUCUUACAACGAAAAAUGGAAAUGGAAAAGUAAUCCCCGGUAAUAAUGGAAAACCAAGCGGACAGAAAGUAAUCAAUGGCCCUCAAGGAGCAAAGUGGAUUGUAGAUCUUGACCGAGGGCUAGUGUUAAAUGCUGAAGGAAAAUACCUUCAAGACUCCCAAGGCAACCCUCUCCGAGUGAAAUUAGGAGGGGAUGGACGUACAAUUGUUGAUGAAAAGGGCGCUCCAGUGGUGAGUCCUGAUGGACUGCCUUUGUUUGGACAUAGCAGAUUUAAUAAACCUGUAGCGAGUGCACAAGAUAAGCCAAUAAUAAGCCUUGGAGGAAAGCCUCUGAUUGGUCUUGAAAUGAUUAAGAAAACAACCACUCCCUCAACUACUACUACAACAAUACCAACAACAACUACCACGACAACUACCACAACCACUACAACAACUGUUGCUACAACCACCACCACCACCACCACCACUCCUGAGCCGACCACCACUGACCCACCCACCGAGAAACCCGCACCAACCUGUCCUCCAGGCACCUAUGGGCAGUAUGAUGAUGAAGGCAACUUGCUCCUGGGGUUUGAUGGCCUGCCAGAGUGCAAUGCAGAAGAUACAUUCUCAGGACUGGAUUCAGAUGUGACAGCAACUCCAGAAGCAUAUGUGAUAUAUGAUGAUGACUACGAGUUUUUUGAGAGCACUUUGCCGCCGACCACCACCACCACCACUGUCACCACUACCACUGCUCCUACGACAACAGAAUUGGAGGCUGUCUAUCCGGAGACCAGUGUUGUUGGCACUGGCCCUGUGUCAGAAUAUGAUAUUGCUGGGAAGAAACGCUUCACAGCUCCUUAUGUGACCUAUCUCAAUAAGGAUCCAGCAGCCCCCUGCUCCUUGACAGAGGCCCUGGAGCAUUUCCAAGUGGAGAGCCUUGAUGAAAUCAUUCCCAAUGACUUCAGAGAGAAAGAUCAGCGUCCCCUGAAAGCCCCUCACAACAUCACUGUUGUGGCAGUUGAAGGCUGUCACUCCUUUGUCAUUGUGGACUGGGCCAAACCUGCUCAAGGAGACAUGGUAACAGGCUAUCUGGUUUAUAGUGCAUCCUAUGAUGACUUUUUAAAGAAUAAGUGGUCAACCAGGACUGCAGGGUCUACUCACUUGCCAAUUGAGAACCUGAAGCCAAACACACGGUAUUAUUUUAAAGUCCAAGCAAAGAAUCCCUUUGGUUAUGGACCUGUUAGCUCUUCAGUUUCAUUUAUCACAGAAUCUGACAAUCCUCUCCUCAUUGUCAGGCCGCCUGGUGGUGAGCCUAUCUGGAUCCCAUUCACUUUUAAAUAUGACCCCACCUACUCAGACUGCACUGGCAAGCAGUACGUGAAGCGAACUUGGUACCGCAAGUUUGUAGGAGUGGUUCUUUGCAACUCCUUAAGGUACAAGAUUUACCUCAGUGAUGACCUGAAAGAUACCUUCUACAGCAUUGGGGAUAGCUGGGGAAGGGGUGAGGACCACUGCCAAUUUGUGGAUUCACACCUGGAUGGAAGAACAGGACCUCAGUCAUACAUUGAAGCCCUGCCCACGAUCCGAGGGUAUUACCGCCAGUACCGCCAGGAGCCUGUAUCGUUUGGACGCAUUGGAUACACAACACCCUACUACUAUGUGGGCUGGUAUGAGUGUGGUGUGCCCAUCCCAGGGAAAUGGUAGCAGCCUGCUUUCCUGUCUUCGGUAGACCAUGCUUUUCAAAUUAUUUCUGCCAGAGGACUGUAAGCAACUGAUUUGGAAGAGGAAAAAAAAAAAGAUAAAUGGGGAAAACCAGUGAAGACCAGCUGCUCAAGAAACCCUCUUGAAGACAAACAUGGACACCUUUCACCAGCCUAAAUCUGUGGUGCUACUUGAUUUCUUCUUGGAAGCAGGGGUAGGAUAUAAGUUUGAUGUCCUGCCUUCCUCUUCUGUGUCUUUACGGCACAAAGAGAAGGUUGCAAUGUGUGCAACCUGUGAAAAUUAGAACUGUAUUAGCUAUGAAAAUUUGGAAGUUUAUUAUAUCUUAGAGGAACGACCUAAGCAUGCUGUGCUUGCUUAAUGGGAUGCUAAACUGUCUUUUGCUGCCCGAUGGGGCUCCCCUAUGCAAUAAUGCCAUGUAACUGGCCACCCACCAAAGGCAGUAUAUUCUCCUGAAGACUUACCCUGUGGGUUCACCCACAGCUGGACUAAUCACCAGGUCACAGUGUAAAUUCACUUUGAGAUAUAUCUGUAUCUAUAUCUAUAUAAAUACGGUACUGUACAUCUGCAGAAAUACUUCUUAGAGAUGCUGAGAUCUUCUUGUUCAUUAGAUAAAUAUGUUUGGAAUUUUUAUGUAAAAGGUGCUGUUAAUUCUUUGAAAUAUUGCUAUGCACAAUAUAUUAACCAAGGAAAGAGCUGUAUUCUUCUUGUGAGUACUGUUGAUGUAACAUUUGAAUUAUUGAUCAAGACUUGUGUCCCACUUCCUUGGCAACCUUUGGACUGGAUAUUCAAUGGGAUUCUACCCCUCUAUCCGUGUUAGAGUGGCAGUGUAUAGUCCAGCAAAAACACAUACACAGCAGCUCAUCAGCAUCAGUUAAGCUUUCUAUCCUUUACUAUUUAAAAGUUUUAGUGCAACUUCCUUCAAUCCAUUCUCAUCUUAUUUUGUAUGUUAUUUAUUCCUUGUCAGUAUCUUUCAUGUUAAUGUGCAGAGGCAUAGGACGAGUAAUUUUGAUAUUAGAAACUGCUUUUAACUUAUUUGCUCUCCAAAAAGAAGCCCAAGCCACCAAUACAUGAAUCAACUAGCAGGAAGCUCGUUUUACCACGGGGACAAACUGGGGUACACUUCUUUUUAAAUACUACCAACAUCGUUUCCAAGCAGCCCAGAAAGCAGAAAGUGACAUGAAUAAAAAAUGUAAUGAUCACUUUUUCAGAAGGCAUUUGGAAGCUUGCAAUAAUGUUUCAUGGUAACACCUCAACAGCCUUUGCUCAUGUUAGUAAGACUCAUCAGUUCUGGCAGUCUGGGGGAGUAGCAGUAACCUGGAGGACAGAUCCAGUCUCUGGACCAUCUUUCACUCUUGUUCCAGCUUACAUGUAGGGUAGGUCUAACACCUCUUGAGUUGCUUCCUGUAGUUAUUUUAAAUUGUAUGGGGCCAAAAAAGGGAAUUAAAGUAAUUAAAUGAGCGUUUUCUUUUUUAUGGAGAUUUGGGUUUUAACAUUUUAAUUUUUCUCACAUAUUUUUGCUUCAGGACAAUGCCAAAUAUAUGGUCUUGAAGUAUAACUUCUUUCCCUAAUAAACCUAUGAUACAUGGUUCCAUUCCUAUUUCAUCCUUUCUGGUCAUCUGUGUCAAGUAAUCUAAGUGACACACUGUCAGCUUUCUGAAAGUCUCCCCUGGGACAGGACUAAGUGUCAACUUUUUGUAGUAGACUGGAAGCAUGUGAAUGUGUUGCUCUCUUUCAAAGAUGGUUAGCAGCUAGUGUGGGGUUACCAAGGCCAAAUCAUGUCUGACCAGCCUGAUCAUUGUCUUCGUUGAAAUGACUGCUGCUGUGCACUGGGGAGAAAAGGGAAUGUCACUGGCCUCCAUAAAGCACUUGGCAUGGCCUCCCACUGUCUGCUUGUAGUGAAACUGGUGGAAUAUGGCUUGGGGAGUUGGUCUUUAAGGUGGAUGUGAAAUUAACUGUGUUGUGAGGCUCAAAAGGUUGUGAUCAAAAAUAGCACAAAGUCCAAAUUACAGCUGGUUGCAAGCACCAUCCUCAGGGGCAAGUGCUGGGUGCAGUAUGG
Messenger RNA from Cyanistes caeruleus (blue tit), 7045 nucleotides. The record is from RefSeq and is a predicted model, not a curated record. NCBI's taxonomy places the organism in Eukaryota, Metazoa, Chordata, Aves, Passeriformes, Paridae.